AGAAAAUUCAAGAAAAUCAUUCUGAAAUUAUUAGUCCUGUUGUUUUAACAAUACUUCGUAGUCGAGGCUUUUUUACUGAUUUGCAAUAUCUUUCAGAUGUUUUAUUUCCAAUCAAAGAGGCAAUUUUGGCAGUUGAGGCAAAUCGUUCUACCUUUGCUGACUGUUAUAUUAAUUUAGUAAAAAUUGCUGUGACAAUUCAAAAUCUUCCUAUUGACGAAUAUAAAGGAUUUCGCAAUAAAUGUGUUAAAAAAUUUAAUAAACGGUUUGAAGAAUUUAAUGAUCCUAUUUAUCAACUUAUAUAUUUUCUUCAUCUAGCAUAUAAAGGUCUUGGAUUAAAGUUUGGUACAUUUCCUUUUAUUGCAAAUUAUGCUGAAAAAUUAUGGCAACAAAUAGAGCAAAAAGAAAAUAUAAAUGAAAAUCUAAAUUCUUAUACUGCCCCCUAUACAAUUAAACAACUUUGUCAUACUCAAACUGCAGAAAUAAUUUCUGAAAUAAUAACAAAUAUUGCCAAAACUGUUUUUAAAGAGUUUGAAGAAGAAAUAUUAAUAGAAGAAGAUGAUAUUAAAAUGCUUAAUCCUGCUGAAAACCUUUAUCCAAAUGAACAAGAUUUAGACUUAAGCAUUUCAACUUCUAUUGAUUUUAAAUCUUCAGUUUUUACAUUCUCUAAUAGUUAUAAAAGUGAGAAUUUUAAUGAAAUCGAAUUUGAUAAUAAUAUACAAGAAAGUGAAUAUAAUGUUGAUGAAAUUGUUGCUGCAGAAUUAAAUUACAGUUUACAUUAA
Messenger RNA from Cetraspora pellucida, 779 nucleotides. Lineage: Eukaryota; Fungi; Glomeromycota; Glomeromycetes; Diversisporales; Gigasporaceae. The record is from the annotation of a GenBank genome assembly.